Messenger RNA from Empidonax traillii (willow flycatcher), 4058 nucleotides. RefSeq names its product MAP7 domain containing 3 (gene MAP7D3). The coding region runs from base 35 to 2629 and encodes 864 amino acids. The record is from RefSeq and is a predicted model, not a curated record. Gene Ontology annotation, biological process: microtubule cytoskeleton organization. NCBI's taxonomy places the organism in Eukaryota, Metazoa, Chordata, Aves, Passeriformes, Tyrannidae. The transcript is spliced from 21 exons. Gene Ontology annotation, cellular component: microtubule cytoskeleton.
GGCGCCGCCGGCACUGCCGCGUCCCGCGCUGAAGAUGGCGGAGGGCGGCGCGGCGCCCCCGUCCUGCGCUGCCUCCUCCUCCUCCUCCUCCCUGAAGGGGCUGCGGGAGCAGAUGGUUGCUGCAGCCCAAGCCAUAGCAGAAGAAAGAAGAAGCCAAAGUGGCAUUAGCCCUCUUGCAGUCCAGACCUCAAUAAAGACAGCAACUAAACCAGUGAUAGAUGGCUCCACUCUAAGAACAGAAGAAAGGCAAAGACUGGCCAGGGAGCGUAGAGAAGAGCGGGAAAAGCAACAUGCUGCCAAAGAGACACAAAUCCUUGAAAAGGAGAGAAAAGCAAAACUCCAGUAUGAAAAACAGUUAGAAGAAAGGCAGAGAAAGCUAAAAGAAAUGAAGCAGAAAGAGGAACAACGGAGGGCAGCAGUAGAAGAAAAGAGGAAACAAAAAAUAGAGGAGGAAAAGGAGAGAUACGAAGCAGUUCUGCAUCGGACCUUGGAGCGGAAUCAGCGGCUGGAAACGCGGCAGAAGAGGUGGUCAUGGGGAGGAUCUGUAACUCCAGAUUCAGAAAGCAAAACAGAGCAACAGAGCACAGAUGAAGGUGGAGCUGGUGGCAGCAAACGCUCCACGUCCACAGCCAACCUCAAACAGGCAGAAGGUGCCGUGAGCAAACGGUUGUCGUCGUCUGCAGCGCUUCUAAAUGCCUCUGAUCGAAGUACCACAAAGAGAAGUGCCUCAUUAAACAGACUGAAUAACAAAGUUCCUCUACAUUCCCAGCAGUCAGCACUCAAAGGUUCGCAGGUGGAACAGAAAGGAGGAACAGAAAAGAAGAGGAGCACAUCUUUGAGUAGGAUGAGUAGUAAACCCCAAUCCUCUGCAGAACUAGAAAAACAGAAAAAGGAAGAAAAACCAGCUCGUCGCUCCCAGCUCAGUCCUCUGGACAGUAGCGUAAUCAGUCGCCUCCUGGCCCCCACACAGGCCUCCCUAGCUAGGAGUAAAAGUGCUGCUACCCUCUCGGCUGAUGGACAGGAUCCCUCAGAAUCUCACCUCUGUCCUCGUUCAGCUUCAGCCACUUCCAUCAGUUCCUCAGUCCCAGCUCCCAAAGUGCCCGUGCGCAGUCGUAGCAUCGACAGGUUGAAGUCUUCUCUAUCUUCAUCUGAUGCAAGUUCACCGGAUUCAACCCAGAAAUCAGAGACAGAAAAACCAUCAUCCCCAGGGCCUGGUUUAAGGCGCCCUCCCUCACCAUCUGUGUCUGCCCAUAGAAGAUCCCCCUCUCCUGCUAAUUUGGUGAAGCGUCCUCCGUCACCUUCUGCAGUUCGACAGAAGACUCGUCCGCCUUCACCUGGUGUGUCAAAACAAAGGCCACCAUCUCCUACUCCAGUCUCUAAACCAGCACCCAUCCAGCGUCCACCUCUCACACCAGGUGUUAUAAACAUUACCAAAAAGAAGACUGAAGCAGAGAGCAAACCAAAGGAUAAGAGCACAGAAGGAACAGGACAAGAGCAAGGUGCUUCCCCAGCCUUGGACAGGGAUGUGGGAGCAGCUAGCACAAAGACCAAAGAAGAAUCAGGUAGCAAAACAGUAGCAGGGACCACCACAGCUGAAGAAGCUGCUAAAAUCUUGGCAGAGAAGCGACGUCUGGCACGGGAGCAAAGAGAGCGUGAAGGCCAAGAAAGAAUUCAGAGGCAAGAAGAAGAAAGAAUCAGAGAGGAAGAGAUGGCCAGGAGAGCAACUGAGGAAAAAGCACGACGGGAAGAGGAGCUCCGGAAGGAGGAGGAAGAGAAGAGGCUGUUGUAUGAAGAACAGCAAAGGCAGGCUGAGGAGGAGAGGAUCCGCCGGGAACAGGAAGAGCAGGAAAAGCUCGCAGAGCUUCAGCACCAGAGAGAAGAAGCUGAAGCAAAAGCUCAAGAAGAGGCUGAAAGACAGAGACUGGAAAGAGAGAGAAUUAUGCAGCAAAAUAUGCAGGAAAGGCUUGAAAGAAAGAAGAGAAUUGAAGAAAUAAUGAAAAGAACACGAAAAUCGGAUCAAAACGAAUCCAAGUUGCAGAAUGAAGGGAAAUCUGCCUCAGAGGUGAUGGAGGGAGAGGAUAUUGAAGAGGAGGAAGAGUUGGGUCUUGAGAAGACUGAUCAACCAGGAAAGUUAAAUGGCAUUGACUUGCUCCAGGAAGUCAAGGGGGAGGCAGAGGGUCGAUUAGAGACUGCACAAAGCUUGAUCUCUGCAGGAUCUGAGGAACAAGAUGAGUCAGAGUUGAAGGCCAGUGAAGUGUUCAUGAAUGGAAGCGACUUGAAAAGUGAUGAGGGGUCUCUGUCUGUUACUGAACUGAAGGAUUCCAGCCAUCCUGUGAAAGAAAUGGUCAUUGAUGACUCAGUGAAGUUGGGAGUUAAUGAAGCUGAUCAUACAAUUGGACUUAUUCAGAAUCUUAAUGGAAAAUCUGGUUCAUGGACUUUUGAGGAGUUCAUUGAUGUUGGAGUACAUUCCAAGUCAACUAAAUUGAGCUCAGACAGCAUCUCUGCUGGUAACUGUAAUCAAAACUUGAAUGAUGCUGCUACAAUACCUCCUAGUCCCAAACUGGCUUUUGAGGAAGAUGGUGCAGUGAAUUCAUUGACCAAACCUAUAGAUGCUUCAUCAGAACUGUGAACACUAGAGACCUGGAAAUAAUCUGGUUGCACUUCAGUAAUCCAGUGCUUUCUCAAGUACCGAAGGCCUUGUUUUGAAAAGCUGCUUGUUUACCUUUAUCCAUCUUCAACUUUGCAAAAAACACCAGGGGAGGGAUGACAAAGUUCUAAUUUGCACCUUGAAACAUUUCAGGGAAACUGUUGUGCUAAUGUUCUUUUUUCCAUUCAUUUAGCUAAUUGUUAGAUAAGGUUUCCAAGUUCAAAUAUCCCUUGUUUCCCUUUUACAGACUUUACAGUAACCUGUUUGAGUCUUUUGGUUUUUUUAUUUCCAUAUCAGUAUCAUGUACAGCAGCAGGCUACUGGAGGCUCCUCACUUAGCUGCAAAUGUUGCAGAUUUCUAAAAUGGCCCUUGAUGAAAUAAAACUCAUUCAGUGUGUGUUAAAGCUGAACUCCCUUUGUAAUGUCUAGAAAAAUGUUGUUGCUUGUUAGUUCAUGUGCUAUUUAAAAAUGCAGAAUUGAAUAUCUUCAGUUUUGGAGAAGAAAAAUUCCUUAUCUAAUGUGAAAAUUUUGACAGUUUCAAAAUCCGGUAUUGUACCAUCACUAAUAUGUUUUAAUCUAUUGGCAAACAUCAAAACAUUUUACAGCAUGUGCACUAAUAUAUUGCAAAAAUGUCAAGUCCCUAGAUAUGUCUGUUGGUGCAGUUUAAUGUGUCUUGCUUUUAAAAAAUGUUUUCCUUUUGAUUUACUUAUUUAUCUACACUUAUGGAAGUAUUAUUUUAUUGUGUACAUAACAGUAUUAGACCGUUGAAGUCAUGUUUUGUUCAUGUUAAUUAUUUUAAGUAAGUGUAGCAGUUCCAGCUUUGUAACAAUGGCUGCAAGUUGCAUAUAUCCCCUCCCCUAAAGCCUGCAUUAAAUAAUCUAUUUAACCUGAACUUGCCUGCUUUUUACAGCAUGAAGAGAUUAAUGAAGCAUCUUCUGAAAAUUGCUACUAAAAGUAAUAAUGCAGCCUUGUUCUGAUGUCUCCUGUAAAGAUAGACUGGAUAGGUGGUUACUUUAAAGAAGGGCUGUCUCAAAUCCUGCUACAAGCCACUGGCUGAUCCUCCCAAUUCCAGUGAUUCAUCCAAAUGGUAGCUGUGUUUGCAGUGGGUAAAUGCAAAUGGAUUUGCUGGAACUACACCUGUUCUUUCCUCAACACCACAGUUGCGAAAGAAGCCCUCAGCCCUCUCCCUCUUGCUGUUCAGAAAUGCCAUAGAACUGUUUUAGACUUUUAGAGCAGUGCCUUAGGGAAAUGGAAAACUGUAUUUUUGUAUGAUAGCUGUUUUGUUCUGGCAGAGACAAUCAUUCUAACAAAGAUGCCAGUAUUUUCUUCUGUGCUGAUAUUUGUUGAAUGGUCUGAUACAGCUCUGUGUAAAUACGAGUGCACUGUUAAAUAAACUUUGCAGUUGAACAAUG